UUUUUUUUUUUUUUCAUUUACAUUUUAUUUUAUUUUACCUCUAUUUAACAAGGCAAGUCAGUUAAGAACAAAUUCUUAUUUUCAACGACGGCCUAGGAACAGUGGUUAACUGCCUGUUCUGAAUCUAGAGUGCUGUGCUGAGAGAGACCUCUGUAUUCCCCCAAAUCCCAAUAAUCCAGUAUCUUUUAAUAUUGUUUGUGUGAUAGUGUAUGAGUGAAAUGUAUGGAUGUUUUUCAAAAGGUUUUACUUAUAAGAAUCGAUUCAACAUGUUUAUUUCAAGAUGUUGUUUGUUUAGUCAAAUAAGGGCAUUUACAUUUUUACAUUGUAUCCCAUCUACGUCUUUGUUUUCCCCUAGUUAUUGAAUAAAAUACUUGGAUGUUCUAAUUGUAAAAUGUAUACUAAGUUGUAUCAUCUUUAUUACUGUGUACUACUGUGAGGUUUCCACCACAAAUAUAAGGCUCUGCUGCUCCCUUUUGUUAUUGUGGUACUGCAGUUAUCCCCAGUCCGUCCCGUCUCCGUGGUUACACAGUGGCGGAAGUUAUCGCAAUCCACCUGUUGCACUUCGAACAGGAAAAAUAGCUCGACAAAUCGAUAUUUGGCGUUCUUAAAAACUAAGCCAAUCGAAGCAACGGGAAAGUUCUAGAACUACUAGCUACAUUCUAUCCGUGUCAACUUUAAUGGACAAACUAAAGAAAGUUUUGAGUGGCCAAGAUGGCAACAAUGAUGACGGCGACAUAUUGCAAGCGGCGAACCAAGCCUCCACCCUGGGCUGGGGCACGCGCAUGAAGGGCUUUAUCGCAUGUUUCGUGCUCGGGGUCUUGUGUUCCAUUCUGGGGACAUGCUUGCUGUGGAUUCCAAGGGUUGGUCUGAUUCUGUUUGCCGUGCUGUACACACUCGGCAAUGUUGCCUCUCUGUGCAGCACUAUGUUCCUGAUGGGACCCCUUAAUCAGCUGAAGAGGAUGUGUGCCAAAGAAAGAGCACUGGCCACAGCUAUCAUGCUGACCUGUCUGGUGCUAACUAUGUGUUCUGCUUUCUGGUGGAAGAAUAAUGGUCUAGCCUUACUCUUCUGUAUUCUACAGUUUCUGGCCUUCGCUUGGUAUGGCCUGUCCUACAUUCCAUUCGCAAGGGAUGCCGUGAUAAAGGCCUUCUCUGUCUGUCUGAAGUGAGGCUGCAAACCUCCCUUUCACUCUCCCUCUGAGGGGUUAUGAUGUGUGUGUGUUUGGGGGUUGGCUAAAGCCCUCAACUCUCUGGCAAACACACAGACGCCACACAGGUGUGCUGGAAUGGUGCCCACUGAGUAAACACUCGUCAGCGAAUGCUUUCCAGAGCAGAAGUGUACCUGAGGUAUGAUGUUGUGUAGAGGAAUCUGUUUGUGAGGGAUGCCUUAUCUUAUGUGUGUGUGGUGUCUGUCCCUUUAAGGUUGGUGUAUAUGUGAAUUGUGUGUGUUUUUCUACAGUGUGAGUCCAGCUCCUCUUAAUUUACUGUGGGGGAAGGGUCAAUGCACCACCUCUGUCAUUUCUAUAACUGUAAAUCAAACCAGACCAAAACUAUUCAGAUCUAUAUUUAGGUGCCAACAUGGUGUGUCUUCACUAGUUAGUUGUACUGUAGGUGUUUAUUUACAUGUGUUCACAAUGGACAGCUGACUACUGAUCAUUUCACCGGCUCAGGUCUGGAAAUCUGUACAGUCAGAGGACUUUUUGCAGCUAAUCCCAAGUGCACUUACCAGGAGUCUGAAUAUAAGGGCCUGCUGUUAAACAUUCUUUUCUAGCUGGAUAGAUAUACAGUUGUAGUUGGAAGUUUACAUACACUCAGGUUGGAGUCAUUAAGACUAGUUUUUCAACCUCUCCACAAACUUCUUGUUAACAAACUAUAGUUUUGGCAAGUCGAUUAGGACAUCUACUUUGUGCAUGACAC
This is a messenger RNA of Oncorhynchus tshawytscha (Chinook salmon), 1914 nucleotides long. It is a transcript of the gene sft2d2b, whose product is annotated as SFT2 domain containing 2b. Gene Ontology annotation, biological process: vesicle-mediated transport. Lineage: Eukaryota; Metazoa; Chordata; Actinopteri; Salmoniformes; Salmonidae. The transcript is spliced from 8 exons. The record is from RefSeq and is a predicted model, not a curated record. Gene Ontology annotation, cellular component: membrane. The coding region runs from base 678 to 1166 and encodes 162 amino acids.